Messenger RNA from Homalodisca vitripennis (glassy-winged sharpshooter), 628 nucleotides. RefSeq lists its product as uncharacterized. Bases 216 to 554 code for a protein of 112 amino acids. The record is from RefSeq and is a predicted model, not a curated record. NCBI's taxonomy places the organism in Eukaryota, Metazoa, Arthropoda, Insecta, Hemiptera, Cicadellidae. The transcript has 3 exons.
UUCCAAGAUUGAUUUCAAAAUGUAAACAUUAGUGUUAUUGUUGACGAUAAAAGAUUAAAAUAAUGUUACGGUAGUUUAUGGUUAAUUUAUUCCCGAUCAGACAUACCCGAAUAAAAAAUCAACGUACUUAAACUGUUUUAUAUUAGCUAAUGUAUUUUAUUUACUUUUGGCCUGCAUAACUUACAUCGUCAAUAAAUUAUAGAAUAUUAAACAAAAUGAUGCUGGCGAAAGGAUUCUUCAGGUUAGGGUACAAGUUAUCCAUUCUCGGAGGAUCUUGGUACUACACGGCCAGAGCCGGCCUUUGGGGAGAAGCCACGCAGACAGAGCAGUUGUACAAUCAGGUUUGCCAACUGGCUAGCCUCGAUACACGAGAUGUGCAUGGGCAAUCAAGAGGACCAGACAUGCUACAGACUGUUAUGAAGGGUUGGAACUACGGUGUUCUUGUAAGCACUGAUCUUUUGAUUCACUUGCCCCCACGUCUCGGCGAGUGGGUCUACAGCAGAUACGAGCAACCGCAAGGUUCAUCCACCUUUGAGCCGUACAUAAUAGGUUAAUUCAUCGAGGCCCUUAAUUAUAUAAUUGGUGUUAUUUAACAAAUAAAGCCCCCAUUGAAUAAAUCGAUUUGAAU